Molecule: messenger RNA, 894 nt
Organism: Eubalaena glacialis (North Atlantic right whale)
Lineage: Eukaryota; Metazoa; Chordata; Mammalia; Artiodactyla; Balaenidae
Product: tumor necrosis factor ligand superfamily member 12-like
Exons: 1
Coding region: 36-782 (248 amino acids)
Biological process (GO): immune response
Cellular component (GO): membrane
Molecular function (GO): receptor ligand activity; tumor necrosis factor receptor binding
Source: RefSeq, a predicted model, not a curated record
GGGGGGCGGUGAGGCAGGCACAGCCCCCCGCCCCCAUGGCCGCCCGUCGGAGCCAGAGGCAGAGGGGGCGCCGGGGGGAGCCGGGCUCCGCCCUGCUGGCCCCGCUCGUGCUGGGCCUGGGCCUGGCGCUGGCCUGCCUUGGCCUCCUGCUGGCCGUGGUCAGCCUGGGGAGCCGGGCAUCGCUGUCUGCCCAGGAGCCUUCCCAGGGGGAACUGGUGGCAGAGGAGGACCCCAACCCGCUGGACCUGAAUCCCCAGACAGAGGAGUGCCAGGAUACCCUGCCUUUCCUGAAACUGGUUCGGCCUCGCAGGAGUGCACCUAAAGGCCGGAAACCAUGGGCGCGCAGAGCGAUUGCAGCCCACUGUGAAGUUCACCCACGACUGGGACAGGACGGAGCGCAGGCGGGUGUGGACGGGACGGUGAGUGGCUGGGAAGAGGCCAAAAUCAACAGCUCCAACCCACUGCGCUAUGACCGCCAGAGCGGGCAAUUUAUGGUCACCCAGGCUGGGCUGUACUACCUGUACUGUCAGGUGCACUUUGAUGAGGGGAAGGCUGUCUACCUGAAGCUGGACCUGCUGGUGGAUGACAUGCUGGCCCUGCGCUGCCUGGAGGAGUUCUCGGCCACAGCGGCCAGUUCCCUCGGGCCCCAGCUCCGUCUCUGCCAGGUGUCCGGGCUGUUGCCCCUGUGGCCAGGGUCCUCCCUGCGGAUCCGCACCCUCCCCUGGGCCCAUCUCAAGGCUGCCCCCUUCCUCACCUACUUUGGACUCUUCCAAGUUCACUGAGGGGGCCCUGGUCUCCCGGUGGUUUGCCAAGGCUGCUGGCUCCCCACGGCAGCUCUCUGAGCACCCCAGUCCCCUCUGCCCACCCUGAGCGGCUCCUCCCCCAGACCUGCCU